AUGGCAUCAACAGAAUCAGUCAACUUGGUCACACUGGACAAUCUCGACGAGGUAUGGCCUCGCUGGGACCCUGCCGACUCGAACCACCUCUAUGCCUUGGUUGAUAUGGGCAGUAAUGGCAUUCGGUUCUCCAUUUCCGACCUCUCCCCGCCACAGACUCGCUUGCUCAAGUGUCUUUACCAGGAGCGAGCCGCCAUCUCCCUCUUCGAUGCCCUGAGCGAGUCUUCAGCUGGUGGCCCCCCGCUUUUCCCCGACAAAACCAUCGCCCUUGUGGCCGAGACACUGGCCCGGUUCCAUGCCAUUGCUGUCAACGAUUACGGCGUACCCCCCGACCAUGUGACCGUCUUUGCUACAGAGGCCAUGCGGAAAGCGGGCAACGCUGCUGUAAUGCUACAGACCAUCGAGGCCGAGGUCCCUGGACUUGCUAUCAAGAUUCUGCACCCCCAAGUUGAGACCCUGUUUGGCUCACUAGGAGCCAGAUCGGCCUUUUCUCGUCCCAAGGGUCUCUUCCUUGACCUUGGCGGUGGCAGUGUCCAGAUGUCUUAUCUGGACACCACCGGUCAAGAUGCCGACUAUCACAUCCACGCAGCACAGGUCGGCAGGAGUUUGCCUUUUGGUGCUGCUCGCUUGAUCAAAAUCCUCGAACACGACGAUGCUGACUUCAAGACCAACGAGGUUUCGAAGCUCAACCAAGGUAUGAAGCUGGCUUUUGCCAGGCUUUGCGAGACCUUCCCUGCCCUUGCGGACGAAGCCAAGGGUACACAAGGCAUUGACAUUUAUCUCUGCGGAGGAGGGUUCCGAGGCUACGGCAGCAUGCUGAUGCACAACGAUGCAAUCUCCCCGUAUCCCAUACCAGCAAUAGGCUCCUACAAAGUCACGGGCGAAUUCUUUGCCAAGACCAGUCAUAUGCUCGAAGUGAACACCAACUUCAAGAAGAAGAUCGUCGGAAUGUCCAAGCGCCGCCGAGCCCAAUUUCCUGCCAUCGUCACGGUCGUUGAGGCUCUCAUCUCGGCCGUUCCACGCAUACGAUCGGUCACGUUUUGUGCCGGAGGAAACAGAGAAGGUGCGCUCAUGAUCAGGCUGCCCCAGGAGAUUCGCGAGAGCGAUCCUUUGGAUUGUCUCCAAGCCGAGGCAUCACUCCAAAGCAUUGUUGAUAUACUGUCAUCAGCUCUGCCAGCUGACUAUGGCAGCCCAAAAACGGUCUUUGGUCUUGGUCUUGGCCGCCUGUUCGUGAGCAAGAUUUGGUCUGACAUCGGCGUCGAUACCCUUGACCAUGCCUCUGCCGCUUUGCACAGCGCCAUCACGGAGCACCCGGAUUGUCCUGGUCUAUCGCACGCGGCCCGGGCUGUAAUGGCUCUGACACUUUGUGCAAGAUGGGGCGGUAGCGUCACUCCGGCGGAUGAACAGCUGUUGAACAACUUGCGGGCAUUGGCCGAUACUGUCAACCCGGACGCUGUGUUUUGGGCGGGCUACAUUGGAGCUGUAGCUACCAUACUUGCAAAACUGGCACCAACGGUCCAGGAUGCUCAUCAACUUGGAGACAAGGUUCAGUUCAGAUCGACCGUGGAACAGUCCGACGAUAAUAAGGGGUUUCAAGUCCGCCUCAACCUCCAGGUUGUCGAAACAGCUCUUCGAGGCAUUGACACCCGAGAUCUGAUAUCCCAUUUCGAACAAGUCGGCUCGCAGAGAGAGCAAGAUUCCAGCAAAAAGGUCAUUGUGGACAUAAGCACGCUUCCUUGA
This is a messenger RNA of Neurospora hispaniola, 1740 nucleotides long. RefSeq names its product Ppx/GppA phosphatase family-domain-containing protein. Gene Ontology annotation, biological process: regulation of transcription by RNA polymerase II. The coding region runs from base 1 to 1740 and encodes 579 amino acids. The record is from RefSeq and is a predicted model, not a curated record. The transcript is spliced from 3 exons. NCBI's taxonomy places the organism in Eukaryota, Fungi, Ascomycota, Sordariomycetes, Sordariales, Sordariaceae.